GUUUUUACAGCUGGUACUAGGACAAACAGCAGGUCCGAAGUCGAAAACCAAGUCAAUAAGGCGCUGGGUGGGCCAAAGAAGACUCUGUUACAGUUGUCUGAUGCUCUGAAUGAACGGACAGAAGGGCAGACAGUCAAUGAUAUGGUUCAUUUGCUCCGCAAGUAUGCGGGUCCUUACGCUCUAAAUAUAGUCCGGAAUCAGAUGGAGCACCGCGUCUUCUAUACCACAGAAGUCCUACAGCUUCCUGAAGGUGCACAUAGUUGGCGAUCACAUAACAACUUUUCCAAUGACUUUGCCCACAUUUCUGUGAACUGGCUACUGCAGCAAGCGAUCACAAACGGUCUCAAAGUACAGCACAUCCUCCAGAUUAUCUAUUUGGGUCCAUCAGCAAUGCAUUACCUACUUUUGCUCACUGAUGGACGCUACAUCUGUGAUUGCGCCAUGGGCCUCAGUCUUGGGCUCCCAUGCCGGCACUUCUUUCAAGCUUUGGUAAAGUUUAAGGGGCUCAUAUUUCAUAUAAGUUUAGUAUGGGCAAGGUGCGUAGCGUUUUAUAUGAAUCAAAUGUGUGCACAGACCCGUGUCGUUGGGUACGGGUACCCAGGUACCGGUGGGUCUUGGUUUUGA
Messenger RNA from Gloeophyllum trabeum ATCC 11539, 624 nucleotides. RefSeq lists its product as uncharacterized. Gene Ontology annotation, molecular function: zinc ion binding. Lineage: Eukaryota; Fungi; Basidiomycota; Agaricomycetes; Gloeophyllales; Gloeophyllaceae. The transcript has 3 exons. The annotation marks the transcript as partial. The record is from RefSeq and is a predicted model, not a curated record.